Messenger RNA from Dromiciops gliroides (monito del monte), 8207 nucleotides. RefSeq names its product cell adhesion molecule 2 (gene CADM2). The coding region runs from base 56 to 1390 and encodes 444 amino acids. Lineage: Eukaryota; Metazoa; Chordata; Mammalia; Microbiotheria; Microbiotheriidae. The transcript has 12 exons. The record is from RefSeq and is a predicted model, not a curated record.
CAUCAGUACCUCCUGUCCCCCCUUUCCCUCUCCCGAGCCCUUUAGAGAGGGGACCAUGAUUUGGAAACGAAGCGCCGUUCUCCGCUUCUACAGUGUCUGCGGGCUCCUGCUACAAGCGGCUGCUUCCAAGAACAAAGUUAAAGGCAGCCAAGGGCAGUUUCCACUGACGCAGAAUGUUACAGUUGUUGAAGGUGGAACAGCAAAUUUGACCUGUAGGGUUGAUCAAAAUGAUAACACCUCCCUCCAGUGGUCAAAUCCAGCCCAACAGACUCUGUACUUUGACGACAAGAAAGCUCUAAGGGACAAUAGGAUUGAGUUGGUUCGAGCUACAUGGCAUGAAUUGAGCAUCAGCGUCAGUGAUGUGUCUCUCUCAGAUGAAGGACAAUACACCUGUUCUUUAUUUACUAUGCCUGUCAAAACUUCCAAGGCUUUUCUCACCGUACUGGGUGUUCCUGAGAAGCCUCAGAUUAGUGGGUUUUCAUCACCAGUUAUGGAAGGAGACUUGAUGCAACUAACUUGCAAAACGUCUGGAAGUAAACCUGCUGCUGAUAUCAGAUGGUUUAAAAAUGAUAAGAGAUCAAAGGAUGUCAAAUACUUAAAAGAAGAGGAUGCAAAUCGCAAGACAUUCACUGUCAGCAGUACACUUGAUUUCCGAGUGGAUCGAAAUGAUGAUGGCGUAAAAGUAAUUUGCAGAGUAGACCAUGAAUCUCUAAACUCCACACCUCAGGUAGCAAUGCAGGUCCUAGAAAUACACUAUACACCAUCAGUUAAGAUUAUACCUUCUACUCCAUUUCCACAAGAAGGACAGCCAUUAGUUUUGACUUGUGAAUCCAAAGGAAAACCCUUGCCCGAACCAGUUUUGUGGACAAAGGAUGGUGGAGAAUUACCAGAUCCAGACCGAAUGGUUGUGAGUGGUAGGGAGCUAAAUAUUAUUUUCCUAAACAAAACGGAUAAUGGUACAUAUCGAUGUGAAGCAACAAACACUAUUGGCCAAAGCAGCGCAGAGUAUGUCCUGAUUGUGCACGAUGUUCCCAACACUUUGCUUUCCACCACUAUCAUCCCCUCCCUUACCACUGCAACAGUCACAACUUCUGUUCCCAUAUCAGCCACUACAACCACAUCUGCAACAACCAGCAGCAUAAGAGAUCCCAAUGCUCUGGCUGGACAGACUGGCCCUGACCAUGCUCUUAUAGGAGGAAUUGUGGCCGUUGUUGUGUUUGUCACACUGUGUUCUAUUUUUCUGCUUGGUCGAUAUCUGGCAAGACAUAAAGGAACAUAUUUAACAAAUGAAGCUAAAGGAGCUGAAGACGCACCAGAUGCUGACACAGCUAUUAUCAAUGCAGAAGGCAGCCAAGUCAACGCAGAAGAGAAAAAAGAAUAUUUCAUUUAGAUGCAGACCUAGAUUCUGAGUUUUACUUAUCAGGCUGACUGCUGGAGAAAACUGGCUAUCAUCUUUCAGAAAUCAUUUCUACCAUCUUCUGCUCCCUUUAUUAACCUCCAUACUGUACUGCUACCAGUAGCCAGUUUAUACCAACAAUCAGCUUUCUUUAACAUCAUUCUUUAAUUACCCUCUCAUCCAUAAUGCAGGACAUUUCUUAUUGCCUAAAAUUCACAUUAUUGUUCUCUUAACAUACAGUGCUUGAAUAUACAGCCUUAACAACGUUAAUCAUCAUCUUGAACCAUGGUAUUGAAUUGUUUUCUACAUUUAAAAUUGUAAUUGUAUGCAAACAUUUCUUCUCCAGUUUUCUUCCUUUUAAUCAUAGUUCUUAUCAGUAUGCCAUUGGACAGUUUUCAUAACCCACACUAUUAGGUGAACACCUAGUGUGCUCAAGUUCAAUCUAAGAUUAGAGGUUUACAAAGAAUGUUUUAUACAUGUCUAUACUUCAAAGACAAGUUUUUGAAACAUAUGCCCUAGAAAACACAAACUGACAACACUGUAGUAUAGUUUCUAGAAUGCUUGGACUCAGUGGUAGAGCUGUAUCAAUAUGCUAUUUAUCUAAUAGUACUUGAUACUGGAGCCAUGUGUUUGGGUUGUAAUCAUAUCAUGCUGUAUAUCUAUAUACAUUCUGCAUUAGGUUACUGUAGUUUCAUUUACAAAUAAAUUUUUUCCAACACAUUCACUGCUUUGAGGAUCACAAAGAUUAGAUAUGUUUCUGUAUUUUUUUCAUAAUUUAUUUGCUUCAUAAGGACUCACCUGCCUACACAGAUUGGACGUAUUCAUAGGGCACAAUUUCAAAACAUUUUAGAAUCUGUAUAUAGUGCAUAUAAUAAAUCCAAUUAAACAUUAUUUGAUACAUAUUUAACUUUUUGGGCUGUAGGUAAGUCAGUCACAAGUAAGCAUUUUCUAAUGUCCAUUAUAUCCCUUUAGAUAUGACUUAAACCAAUAUUAUAAGUAGAUAACAUGUAUUAGUAUUUUUGUCUGUAUGUCCUAGCACUGUUCAACAGCAAAUUUUUUCUAGUUCUUGUUAAUUUUUUAUUUGUUAUACAAUGGAAGCACAAUGUUAUAAGGAAAGGUAAUUUUAAGCUAAUAACCAGUGCACAGCCUCAGGUUUUAAAUUACAACCAUAUUUGAUUAAUAUCCUAAAGAAUAAACUCUUAGUUUCCAAAAAAAUCUCAAUUUUUUUAAAUUUGGCAGUUCCAGAGCUGCUUACCUAUCUUAAUUUGCCAAAAACAAAAGGAAAAAAGCAUUAAGAUAUAUGUUUUGUGUAAAAAUGGACUAAUUAUUUAUAUUAAAUUCCUGUCUAUGCAUUUUGUGAGGUACAAACUUAUGUCACAGCGAGUAAAAGAGAAUUUCUGCCAUGUUUUUAGCUUCACGGAGAAAGUCUCUCUCUCUGGAUUAGUUCUGAAAUUUUGGUGUAAUUAACCAUUAAAGGAAUCUCAUUACUCUUAAAUAUGUCAACAACAAAAAAUUAGCCUAACACUUUUACUUAAAGAGCUAAUGGUCUCUCUGUUAUCUGUUAUGCUACUAGAUCAGGUAUCAGUAUUUAUUUCAUGAUAAAGAAUGAAAACCAUGACUGAUUAAUGUUACUCUCCCUUUUUCCAAGUGUUGCACCUUUAAGGGGAAAAAUGGUAUAUGGCGAUUAUACUUGUAAAGUUGAAAAUGAUGGCCUAUGGUUAAAAAAAAAAUCUCUUGGGAUUUAUUUUUGGGAUAACGGGAUGUUUGAGUACAACAUCAUGUAUUAAUAUCAAAUGAAAGGCAAGGGUGCUGUAUCUUAGAUUAUUUAUCAAAAAAUAUAAAUCUUUAAAGGACAAUGUUAGAAUUCUAAAACUUUUUGUUGAAACAUUUAUCUUGUUGAUUUCUUUUUUUAAAAAAAGAGAAAGGACGAUGUCAGUCAAGCAGCACUUUUUUCAAAAUAUACAGAACAUAAAUAAUAUGAUGUGGUUGAGUGUUAACAUAAUAAAUCAUAUACAGUAUGACAUUUUAAAGAAAUAAGUCUGCAUUGAUGUGAUUGCAUGCUUGUUUUUACAAUUCACUCCAUACCAUCUGUGGAAAAAUGCAAUAAUAUGUUAAUAUAGUAUGGUAGUUUGAGAGAACCAGGUAGGUGCUACUAGACACAUUGAAACUAGUAUAGGUUUACAAAAUGUUCAUGUCUUUCAAAGCAAAGUCUUUAAAAAGACAAACACAAAACAAAAUUCAUCCUGUUUAGUACAGAACAGAAAAUUCUUAUUACAACAAUAAGUUGUAUAAACUGCAUCAAAUACUAUUUUAAACUUAAUUUCAGGAUGCAUUUACAAAAUUGGUACUUUUCAUUGAUACUGUGUUUACAUCCCUCUUCAUUCCAUCUAAAUCUGACUUGGCUCAAACUGCUGAAUUGUUGCUUAAAUAAUUCAAUUAUUAUUUAUAGCAGUGUAAAGAAAAAAUGCAAAAUUUGGAACAUUUUGAGAUUUGGACUCUUUUAACCCUUACCCACAGAAUUAAGUAAUAUCAGUGUUGGAAUUUGGGAGGGGGAUGAGGGAAGAAAAAAACUGGACUAUUAUAUUUGGGGGGCACUAGUUAUGUUUCAGCAAUUAAUUAUUGCUAGAUUUUAACUAAAAUAUUUUUUAUUUUUUGUUCUUUUUAGUAAAAAUAAAACCGAGCAAAAUGGUCAUUUUUCUAACCCCUCAAAAAAGUUAUUUUAUUUUUCUUUAAACAAAAAGUCCCAUUCUAAAUAGUCUACCCACCUUUGUUCACCCAAAUUAUAUAAAUAUGGGAAACUAAAUAAUGGUACUUAACAAUGUUUGGAAUAUACACACUAAUAAAGAGUGAGUCAAAUUCUGUCUCGGCUAGGUGAGCACAGUCAUUACAGGACUCGGUGAGAGAAGUGCACACAUACCCAAAGGUAGAAUAUGGCACAUUGUUCUUUGCUCAAAAGAAAGUAGCUAAUCUCUGCCAGUGUACUGUUUACAGUGUCCAUCGAUUGUUCUUCAUCUAAAAUUGUCCAAACAGCAUUUCUUCUUUUUUCCCCAUUUGCUUGUAUCUUAGACAGAAUGAUUCUUUUUUACCAAGUAUGCGUGCAUGCGUGCGUGUGUUCAUGUGUGAGGGGGGUGCUUCUUUUAACUUGUUUUCUGUCACCAGAGAAUUCAAGAAGCAGUUUAAGGAACCUGAUACUUAAGUUGAAGCUUAGAAUUUAACCUAGAAAAUGGAUGCUCUCAUAUUGCUUCAUAAUGGCAAACCCUUGCACUAAAACUUCCAUAAGUAAAUAAAUAAAUAAAACGGGAAGAAAACGUUUUUUUUUUUCUAAAUAAGGCAAGGAAGCUAACACCUCAUGUAUUUUCAUUACUAUGUAAAAAAUAUAAAUCUCUCAAUGAAAAGAAAGGACUGGUUCAUUUGUAAUUAUGUAACCAUGAUUGUAAUAGCAUUGAGGUUCCGUGUACGCACAUGUACAGUAGCUAUUCAACACUUACAGUGUAGUUACAUGUACUCCCAUGUAACAUAGCAGUUAUAGUGUAAUUUAGUGCCACUUAUUGUAAAGUGUUACCAAAAGGAAAACAAUAUUCUUACCUUUGCUUUUUCUUGGAAGGGAAAGGUAAUUUUAUGAAAGUAACACCUUAAAUCUGACAUUACAUUUCUUCAAUAAAGAGGUCAUGCAAAACCUCACUUUCACACUGCAGCUUCCCCUUUCACCCGACACUCCGUACUUAGAGUCCUCCAAAUGUCCAAUAUUGUCGCUCUUUGCAAAUGGUAAUCCAUGAUGAACAUACCAAAAAAAAUUCAGCAAUGCCAGCUGAAGUGAGAAAAAAACAUCUAAUGGAAAUUACUGAUGAGUAAUGCUUUUUAUUAAGUGGCACAAAGUACACACUAAAAACUAUGCAAAAAUAUAGGUAACUACAGUGUAUUUACAUGUAAGUAUCUUGUACUUGCUGUGUAUGGAUGUUGGAAACCCAUGUAAUUAUAAUAUGCAUUUUGAUUAUCCUUAAAGAGGAAAACAUACAGGAGAUAUAAUAAUUUGUUUUAAGGUUUUUGCAAUAUUUACCCUUAGUGCAAUAUCCUCGAUUACCUGGGAUCAUAAAUGUAGAAGCAAAAAUGCCAGAUGUAUUUCUUUUUCGUCCCAUUCUAUGAGACCCACUGAAAAACAGUUUGUUCAUCUCCACUACCCAUAUACUAAAGCUUUGAUAGUAGGGAAAAAUAGCCUACCUAUAGCUGGUUCAGCAGCACACCCAACUACUAGCUCCCUUCCUUUAUGGAAACUAUCUUUUUUUUUUUCAUUUGGUCCAGGGCUUUUUGCAUGAAGAAAAGGGAAAGAAAUAUAUUAAACUAUAUUAUCUAACCCUCUAAAAUUGGAAUACCAUUAUUUGUCUUAGAAUUACCACAUUUUUUCUUUCAUGCUAAGUUGGCAUAUUCCUGUAAUGUAACUACAAAAUGCUUCCAUCAAGGUAUAGAGAUGCCUUCAAAACUUAGGGUAAUUUUUUCUAAACAUUAAAUUUUGUAUAUUAAAAUUUUCCUUUUCAUAUCACUUUUCUCUUCUCCACCCCACUGUUAUACCCUUCCAAAGGUAAUGAAUUAGAAGUAGCAAGGUAAUGAAGGAAUAAAAAGGGAAACAAAAAUAAUUAGAUUAGUUCAAUUACUCUACAUUUUACAUUGUAUAUAUCUGUCUGUUUUAAUGUCUAGAGAUUGUUCAGUAUCGAAUGCAAUAGAUAUUGGUUAUGACUGGUAAGUCUUGUGCUAUAUAUUCUUAAAAUGAUCCUUCUACCUCUAACUUUUAGUAUAGGCUAUGAGAUUUCAAUAUGAAUAAAUGAAAAGAGGUAUUUAUAAGAUCUCCCAGGCAGCAUUCAGAAGGGAUUAUCAUAACCAUCUUUCCAUUGUGAAUACCAAAAGCCAACUUCUUUGAUUGUGUUCAACAGAGAAUGAAUCUGUAUGUUUCUUUCUUUAACAUUAAAAACUCCCCUAUAGGCAAAAUGAGAUAGUCACCUUUUAAAAUUGAAGCACUUACAUGCCUUUCAGUAUUUCAAGGAUGAACGGCAGCACUUUGGAAUCCAACCUGGUAUUCUGCCUCAAGGAAAAAUAAAUAUGAAAAAUUCUUGCCAAUUUUCUGUGUUUAUGCAGAACAAAAUGAAAUGGAUAAUUUAUUUUCCCAGUGAUCUUGAUGAAUGCAGACAACCAAUGGAAAUAAUUCAAUUGUACCUUCGUUAUAUCAGUAAAUGUUCAUCUGAAUUUUCCAGAGAAUUGCCUCAAAUAUCCACUUUAUUUUGCCUGUGUAACCACAGCUUGAAUGUCUUGAUUGAUGUCAUUUAAUUAUCCUUUAGGGGAAUAACAUUUUAAAAGCACAGAGUUCAUAUAGGAGGAAAAUAAUAUAAAACCUACUCGAUUUGGUGGUAUUAAUGAUGCUCAUCAAAUAAGCUUAAAAGCCUGAAUAAAAAAAAAUUGAUUUUAUUUGAUAUCAGUAUAUUGCGUGUAAAAUUGUGGCCACUAUGUUCUCAUGUAUGCCACAUAUAUGUCAGCUAUAUAAACCUUAUUUUAUCAGCAAAGGAUGGGCCCGAAAGACAAAGUGAAAAAGGCAAUUGGGAAAAAUGGCAUCUUUCCCAAUAAGAUAUGUUCAGUCUUCUGGAAGAGAAAAUUAAAAUGCUUCUUGAAGGUACCAGAUAAAAGAGAUAAACUCACCAGGGCUCAGCACUUAAGCACUUUCCCCACAUCCAGGGUCAAACCAGCAGUGGUGUCUGUAUGAACUCUAAUGCAGCAUGAACUGCACUUACAAUUUUCUUACACAAAGUACUGUAAAACCUCGGAUACUUUCGUCACAAGCUUUCUCCUUUAAACAUGUGAACAUUGGAAACCUUUUUUUAUAUUUUGAUGACAGAGAAAGUUUUAUAAAAUAUAAAUAUGUUAUAGUUGCAACAAGUGGUCACAAAUCGGGGGAAGGGGAAUCUGAUACAUGAACUGGAUUGUUAUUUCUUCCCUACCCAUACUCAUUAUGUUUUAUCUCUGUUUCUCAAAUGUAUUAAAUGAUGCUGAUGAAUAGAGGGAGCAAAUGUUCUAGAAACUUUUGCAAAACUUGUUUUCUUCUUUAUUAUGUGCAUAAUUUAAAUGUUUGCAAAUUCCAUUGAACUGUAUCUGUUGUACCUGCUGUAUACUAAUAUGAUAAUGCAAUUUAGAAGUGACACAAGUAUUUGAGUUUGAGAUUGCUGACAUAUGUGCUUCAUAUUAAGUUCACAUAAAUGUUUAUGAAUUGGUUGUUAACUUUUAAAUUUGACCAAAAGCAAUGCCUUUUUUUUAUAAAUCGUAAUUAUUUCAACUUGACCAGUGUUGGAAACAAGUCUGCCACAUAAGGAUUAAAAUGUGUGUUACUGAAAGUGGUACACUGCACCACUGUGGCCCACUAGCUAGCUCUCAAACUAAAAUGUUCCACUUGUAUGGCUUACAGUUCAUAACAUUUGGAAGGGUAUACUUCUGACACUGUAAAAAUCAAUUCGUGUAAGUAGGAUCCACAGGAAUUAAGCAUAUUGCACUGAAGAUAGAAAAACAAUUGCUUAAUCUACAUUGUCAUUAGUAUUUUUAAACAAAAUGCAUAUUGUAAUGUUAGGUACAUGACACUUGCAUGUUGAUAUGCCUAUAUACUUACAAAGUAUUCAAUGUGUACUUAGUGGCGCUUAAGAUAUGUCAUGUACAACUCUUAUAAACAUUCUUACAGGGUUCCCAUUUGCACUUCAUCUUUCAGUAAAGUCUUGUCAGAAAAAAAUGUCUGAUGAAUAUUAUUGAAAAAAUAAAAUUUGAAUUUUAGUUAUCUGUUGGA